This is a messenger RNA of Trichobilharzia regenti, 1725 nucleotides long. Lineage: Eukaryota; Metazoa; Platyhelminthes; Trematoda; Strigeidida; Schistosomatidae. The record is from the annotation of a GenBank genome assembly.
AUGAGUACCUUUGAUAAAAUAUACCGAAGUGUUCUACCGAUGAAAUUCUUCAGUAAGGGUUGGGGCAGGCCAGAUAUACUUAUUAAGUUGGUUGAGAAUAUGAAGAUUGUCAAACAAAGGGAUCUUUACUGUUCAGUCAAGUCUAAGACUAAUAUCAAUAUUGAGAAGAGAACCGAGGGUAAGCGUGCUGUACAAAUCGAAGGAUCAUUCUUAUCUCCAUUUGAUGCUAUCAUUCCCAAUGCACUUAAAGAAGACAAUAAAGUUUCGAGAUUUCAAAUGGUUAUACCAAAAUCCUGGUCUACAAAUUAUCGACCAGUUUGCAUUCACUUUGCUGGCACGGGUGAUCACAAUUACUCCCGAAGAAGAUUAUUUCUCGCCAAUCAAUUGAUUGAAGAUGGUAUCGCAUCCCUUAUUAUAAUGAAUCCAUUUUAUUCCACUCGGAAACCUAAGGACCAAAAAGGUUCUAGUUUGAAUUUCGUCUCUGAUCUAUUCAUCAUGGGCGGAGCUCUAAUAAUGGAAUGCAGUGCGCUGUUAGAUUGGUGUGAACAGAACGGUUAUGGACCAUUUGCACUUCAUGGAAUUUCAAUGGGAGGUUAUAUGGCAGGAUUAUGUGCAACUGUUUGGCCGAAGCCUAUAUCACUAAUUCCUUGUCUAUCAUGGACUUCAGCGUCAGUUGUCUUUGUAGAGGGCAUAUUAUCAAAUGCAGUCGAUUGGUCAGUACUGACGAAACAAUAUUAUUCAGAUUCAAUUUAUUCGGAUGUAAUUCGACCAAAACUACAACCUCCAUUUCCUGCCUCCUUUAAAGCGGAUAAUACUUCUGAAGAUCCUCUGGAAGAUCUCAUAAGAAGUGCAUUAAAAUCACAAAAUUUAUCAAAUACUUCAAAUGUUAAACAGUCCACAUCUAUGGAAAUGGAUCAUCUACUUAGUACAACAGCGUCAUCAGAACAAACAUCAGACACACGUGUACAUGUUAUACAAAAUCAUACGAAAGCACACUCUCUCGUCAACUCAUCAUCUGGUUCGAAUCUACACCUCCAUGAAAGUAUUACAUCUCAACCGAUAAACAUUUCUACUCCACGCCAGUCAUCAUCAUCAUCAUCGUCCUCUGUGAAUCCAGCGUAUGCCUCUCUCUUAUCUGCACGUAGAUUUCUUCCUAAUAAUAUAUCCAUCGGUUUACCGAGUUCAUUAUCCUCUAUCAAUUUGAAUACAUUUCUUCGUUAUCCAAUAGAUAAUUCAUUAUGGCAUAAUAGUUUAUCAUUAUUUCGUUCAAUACCUGAAGAUAUUAGUCGUAUGAUGAGUACAACUAGUUCACCACCAGAUCCUGAAGUUCAACAAUUUCUACGUGAUCUAUUAGAUUUUUUUACACAUUUAGGAAAUUUUUCACCUAUUCUCGACUCUAGACUUGUUCUACCAGUUGCUGCUGAAUGUGAUGCUUAUGUGCCACGAUAUGGUGUCUGUUCAUUGACAAAAAUAUAUCCUAAUGCUGAAAUUCGUAUAUUACCUCAAUCAGGACAUGUUGGUGCUUAUGUACGCAAUGCUAUUUGGACAAAUGAUUUUAGGCAAGCAAUUACCGAUUGUUUAAAUCGUCAAGUGCAUUUAUAUCAUGAUGAACCUGGGCCAUUUGGUCGGAAUAAAAAAUCUGCAUUGAAUAAUGAUAAUAAUAAUAAUAAUACUAUUAACAACAGUGAUAACAUUAUUCAGGCUACUGAUCGUUCCAAGGGUUAA